Molecule: messenger RNA, 2404 nt
Organism: Frieseomelitta varia
Lineage: Eukaryota; Metazoa; Arthropoda; Insecta; Hymenoptera; Apidae
Product: cytosolic carboxypeptidase 6
Exons: 7
Coding region: 58-1809 (583 amino acids)
Biological process (GO): proteolysis
Molecular function (GO): metallocarboxypeptidase activity; zinc ion binding
Source: RefSeq, a predicted model, not a curated record
GAGAAAUCGAGCCUCGUGUGGACCAGUUUGGGACAAGUCAGACCCUGCUCUCAAGAUAUGUCCGACGCCGAGGGAACUGAGAGCGAAGACAGCGAUACAGAAGGAGGGUUGGGAAACGUGAACAAGAUGAUCAUCCGUCCACCCGGUCACAGUGGGAAAGCAAAGAAAGGGCACAUCUGCUUCGAUGCCUCGUUCGAAACUGGCAACCUGGGCAGGGUGGAUCUUAUCUCCGAAUUCGAGUACGAUCUGUUCAUCAGACCUGACACCUGCAAUCCACGGCUUCGUUUGUGGUUCAACUUCACCGUGGAUAACGUGAAGACGGAUCAACGAGUGGUCUUCAACAUAGUCAACAUAUCCAAGAGCGCGAAUCUAUUUCGGAAUGGGCUGACGCCGUUGGUAAAGAGCAGCAGCAGGCCAAAGUGGCAAAGGAUUCUAAGAGAGCAAGUGUUUUACUACAAAUCGGCGCAGCACCAAAAUCAUUACGUCCUCAGCUUUGCAUUUUCCUUCGACCGUGAAGAAGACGUUUACCAGUUUGCCUUGACGUAUCCGUACUCGUACAGCCGCUACCUGGCACAUCUGGAUAACCUUUGUACCAGAUUAACGUGCACCAAGAGAGAAACCUUAGCCACGUCGAUACAAAAGAGGAAAAUCGAAUUGGUCACUAUAACUUCGAAUCUGGAAGACGUUCAAGAUCGCGCGAGAAGGGUGGUGGUCGUUCUUGCCAGGAUACAUCCAGGCGAGUCACCUUCUUCCUUCGUUUGCCAAGGACUAAUGGACUUUCUGGUCAGUUCCCACCCCAUCGCCCAAGUGUUGAGGAGUUACGUCGUUUUCAAGAUAGUGCCGAUGCUAAACCCUGACGGCGUUUUUCUUGGCAAUUACAGAUCCACGUUGAUGGGAGCGGAUUUGAAUCGUUCGUGGAACAAAAUCUCUGAAUGGCUUCAUCCUGCUCUGGUAGCGAUAAAACCGAUGCUGAAGAAUCUCGACAAAAGUUCUCGUACACCGUUAGACUGUGUACUUGAUUUGCAUGCUCACACCAAUGCUACAGGACUCUUCGUUUAUGGGAACACGUACGACGACGUGUACAGGUACGAGAGACACAUCGUGUUACCAAAGUUGUUGGCGCAACACGCCGAAGACUAUGAAAUAGGGAACACAAUGUACAAUCAGGAUCCUCACAAGGCUGGUACCGCGCGUCGUUAUCUGUGCUCCAUUCUCAAGGAACAAGUAAACUGCUACAGCAUCGAAGUGUCGAUGUACGGAUAUAAUAGGAAAUCAAUGCCUGGAGUAUUCCCGUACACCGAGGAAGGAUAUUACAGAUUAGGCCGCAAUCUGGCCCGUGUCUUCCUAGAAUAUUACAAAUUAAUGGGCAUUAUCCCCGCCGGUCUUCCUGAGCAACCAUCAACCAAACGAACGCGACAGUCGCGACUGAGACACCGAGUUCUUCGAGAACCUAGACCGAAGACCUCACGGAAACCCGCCCCUAUACAUCUGGCCAGUAUUCACGAGUACUUUCAAGAGGAGACAGAGAUGGCCGCGAGCGGUGGCUACCGAUCGAUGAGCGGCACGCGGAUGAGCCAGCUUGGGACCGGAACUGGAAGUGGAACGGGCGUCGGCGGGUGCAGGAACCGGAGCUACAGGUUCCGGAGCCCCGGGGCACCGCUCGACAGGGUGCAGGCCCUGUCCAGACAUCCCGCCGAGCCGAGGCUCACCAUUAUCGAUUUCAAUCAGCUGACAAGGGGCGGUUUGGAACUGGCUACCAGCAAGAACAGGGCAAAGGUCGCUCGAAAAGCCACGAAGUCGAACAGAUAGCGAUCUCUUUAGCUACGCGGCGUCGUCUUAUCAGUAACCGGCAGGUAAAAUAAAAUCUUUAAAAAAUGUUCGAAGCUCGUUUGAUUCGACUUAUUGUCAGUCAGCGUAAUUUGCAAGAUUUAGAUUCUUCGUAUGGUUGUAUAAAAAAUUGUUUGAACAGUGCAGCAAAUUAAAAAUUCCUAGUUGAAGUUAACGUGUAUACGUGAACUUUGAAAAAUUCAUAGAAUCGACGAAAGGAGAGAACAACGAUGUAACGUAACUAUGUGUAAUCCGAAUCCGAUGUAGAUCAUAUUUGUUUCGUAGAAAAGCUUCUUUACACUAUUGUAUAAAUUAAUAAUUGUCUCGAUGUAUACAUAAAAUUGAUGAAUCGUAUGCAUGCCUUUUGAUACUAACGACGCAAGUCAGCGAUUCGAAUGCGCCGUAUCAUAAAGGGUUGAUUUAUAGGGAUGUUACGUUCUUUUGUUCUCACACGCGCGCCACUUUCUUUACAUAUUUCUUAGAAUGCUCGCCGUUUUGUUCGUUGAAAACGAUUUCUAUAAACGCGUGUUCGCGUUUUUUCGAUUUAAUACGAUAACUUAGAAUUACAACAAUAAAA